GUGGAUGCCGGAAGUGUUCAAUGCAGUCAUGUUUGUCCUUUAACAACAAUUCAAACAACUGCAAACAUUGAGUCACAAAAUGGUUUUUAUGCGUGUGAGAAAUGUUUUCAACAUCUCUUGACGCAAGACACGAACUUUCUCUAACUUUUUUAUUUUUUUUACCAAGAGGCAUCUGAUCUCGUCGCCAAUUGUUGUGGAUAAUUGUUGCGUCAUCAUGGCUGCAAGAUGCAUGUUUGUGCUGCAGAGAAUCUUAGGAGCUCACAGAGGUGCAACUCAGGUGCUGCAGAGAAACUUAGGAGCUCACAGAGGUGCAACUCAGGUGCUGCAGAGAAACUUAGGAGCUCACAGAGGUGAGAGUCAAGUUGGGAGAGUCAGACACAUGAGCUGCUCUGGCGACGUGCACCUGUCCCAGCCUACUAUCACAGGUAGCAGCUCUCUGUCCUUCCGAAGUCACACCUGUGGACAGCUGAGACGCCAGCAUGUGGGAGAGAAGGUCACGCUCUGUGGUUGGGUCCAGUACCUCAGACAAGACCUGUUCGUCAUUCUUCGAGAUUUCAGCGGCUCCACCCAAGUUCUCAUACCUCAGGAGGAAUCUGCGCGCCACCUGAAAGGAGUCCUGUGCAGCCUCACGGCUGAGUCCGUGGUCAAAGUUGCAGGGACCGUCAGACUACGGCCACCAGGACAGGAGAACAAGGGGAUGCCGACAGGAGACAUCGAAGUCCUCGCCGAGGACGUGGACGUCUAUAACACCUGCCGCAAGUUGCCCUUUGAAUUGAAAGACUUUGUCAAAAAAUCGGAGUCGUUGCGCCUGCGGUUUCGUUACCUGGACCUGCGCUCGUCCAACCUGCAGAAGAACCUGCGACUGAGGUCCCAGCUGGUGAUGAAGAUGAGAGAAUAUCUCUGCUACAAGCACGGUUUUGUUGACGUAGAAACGCCGACUCUGUUUAAAAGAACACCUGGGGGAGCUAAAGAGUUUGUGGUUCCCUCCAGAGAACCAGCUCGUUUCUACUCGCUCCCUCAGAGUCCUCAGCAGUUCAAACAGCUCUUGAUGGUGGCAGGAAUUGACAGGUACUUCCAGGUUGCACGGUGCUACCGUGACGAAGGCUCCAGACCCGACCGCCAGCCUGAGUUCACCCAACUGGACAUAGAAAUGUCUUUUGUGGAGCAGGCGGGAAUCACAUCUCUGGUGGAGGGUUUGCUGCAGUACUCCUGGCCUGCGGACAAAGGCGGCCUCACGCUUCCCUUCCCAACUAUGAGCUACCAAGAGGCCAUGAGGGACUACGGCGUGGACAAACCCGACACCAGGUUUGGCAUGAAGUUGAUGGACGUCAGAGACAUUUUCCUGUCGGCAGACAUCAGCUUCUUCAAAUCAGCCGUCAGCCAACCAGGAAGCUCCGUUUUGGCCGUGUGUGUGUCUGCUGGAGCAGAAGUAUUGACUGCUAAAGAUGUGGAGGAACUGAAGCAGGUGUCAAAGACUCACUUUCACCAGGAGGUGAGUGUGGUGCUGGUCCGAGCUGACGGAACACUGAAGUCUCCCCUGAAGAAGCUGCUGGCGGACUCGGUGACUGAUGCCUUGUUGGAGAAGACCAGAGCCCAGCCUGGAGACCUGCUCCUGAUAGCUGCUGGUCCUACUCACACUGUGCAACCACUGCUGGGUAGUCUUCGUUUGAGGUGUGCAGAUCUCCUGGAGUCUCACGGCUCUUCAGUCCGUGACCCUUCAAGCUUCCACUUUCUGUGGGUUGUGGAUUUCCCUCUCUUCCUGCCUAAGGGGGAGGAUCCUGAGCAGCUUGAGUCUGCCCAUCAUCCAUUCACUGCUCCAGUGGCAGAGGACGCAGCCCUGCUCUACACACAACCUCAGCAGGUGCGUGGUCAGCACUAUGACCUGGUCUUGAACGGCUGGGAGAUCGCAGGAGGAUCCAUUCGGAUCCAUAACGCUUCUCAGCAGCUUCACAUCUUGAAGAAUAUUCUCAAGGAGGAUCCCAGUCUUCUUUCUCACCUGCUGGAGGCUCUGGACUCGGGAGCGCCCCCCCAUGGUGGCAUCGCCCUUGGUUUGGACCGGCUGGUGUCCAUCCUGGUGGGCGCCUCCAGCAUACGUGAUGUCAUAGCCUUCCCCAAGUCCUUCCGAGGUCGCGACCUCAUGAGCGGCGCCCCACACGCGCUGUCGGAGGAGGAGCUGAAGUGGUACCACAUAGCAGUGGACCACCCAGGAGGAGCUGGUACCACCUAGCAGUGGACCACCCAGGAGGAGGUGGUACCACCUAGCAGUGGACCACCCAGGAGGAGGUGGUACCACCUAGCAGUGGACCACCCAGGAGGAGCUGGUACCACCUAGCAGUGGACCACCCAGGAGGAGCUGGUACCACCUAGCAGUGGACCACCCAGGAGGAGGUGGUACCACCUAGCAGUGGACCACCCAGGAGGAGCUGGUACCACCUAGCAGUGGACCACCCAGGAGGAGCUGGUACCACCUAGCAGUGGACCACCCAGGAGGAGCUGGUACCACCUAGCAGUGGACCACCCAGGACCAGCAGGACAAGACCACACGUGCAGAUUUGGAAAGAAGACUUUAAUGGCACCCAGAGACUUAGACAAACACUGAUCAUAAAUCCUGCAGUGGCUCUGUCAACAACACAAACAAAGUAGAGCAGGUGAACAUCAUGAACUACCUGCUUUUAGGAAAGAGCUGACCUUCACACAAAGAGGAGCACGGUGACCUGGACUUCUGUUCUCGCUGGCAAACUUUGCUUCAAAAUGUGCAGUUUAGAGUCUGUGGCUGUUGAAAUGCUCUGUUUCUGCAAUCGCAUCAUUUUUUUCUUUUCUCCUUGUUUCAUUUUUGUAGCUGUAUGUAGAAAUUGCGCCACUGAAACGUCAGCUGUUUGCAUCACUUAUGUGCUCUUUCAACAUCUUUUGUGGUAUUUCAUGUUUUUUCUCUUCUUUUCAUGUGUUUGUUUACUUUAUUUCUUGUGGACCCCCAUUGUGGGAUAAAUCAAGACCAUCCUAUCUUGUGGACCCCCAUUGUGGGAUAAAUCAAGACCAUCCUAUCUUGUGGACCCCCAUUGUGGGAUAAAUCAAGACCAUCCUAUCCUAACUCCGGCAAGACACUUACAUUUGUGUGGCAACAUUGGGGUCUUUUUGAAAGUUCAUUUCACUGAAGCACACGAGUAGUUUAUGUUUGAAAGUUCAUUUCACUGAAGCACACGAGUAGUUAAUGUGACGAAUCAAAAUGCAGAAAUGUGAUUUGAAAAUAAUGCUUUGUCAGCACUGGUAAGUACGUUCUUUCACUUGAGACUUCACAUGGCAUGUACCUUUAUUUGAUUGCAUUCAUUUAAGGUAGUGUCAUCAAUUUAUGAAUAUCCAACACAAAUAUAAUUAUAACCUAUA
Molecule: messenger RNA, 3381 nt
Organism: Nerophis ophidion (straightnose pipefish)
Lineage: Eukaryota; Metazoa; Chordata; Actinopteri; Syngnathiformes; Syngnathidae
Gene: dars2
Product: aspartyl-tRNA synthetase 2, mitochondrial
Exons: 17
Coding region: 215-2227 (670 amino acids)
Biological process (GO): aspartyl-tRNA aminoacylation
Cellular component (GO): cytoplasm; mitochondrion
Molecular function (GO): nucleic acid binding; ATP binding; aspartate-tRNA ligase activity
Source: RefSeq, a predicted model, not a curated record